UACGAAAUUGUUAUAAAUACUAAUCCAACAAUCCUAAACUAUACUACCAAUUAGUACAUACCAAAAUACAAUUCCAAAUUCUUUCAACUUUGCCUUCUUGGUUUACAACUCCAAUUAGUCACAAGCUGUAAGCAAUGGCCACUGAACAGAAUGUUUCCUUCCAAUUCGAAGGUCUUUGGGUCGUAGCGGUUGAUGAUGACACCACUAUUCUUGAAAUCAUUAAACAAAUGGGUUUUAAAUGCCAUUAUCGUGUUGCCACAUUCUCUGAUGCCCCAGAUGCUUUGAAUUAUGUUCUGGAGAAUAAAGAUCGCAUUGAUGUGAUACUCGUUGAUGUUCACUUGCCAAAUAUGGAUGGCUAUGAAUUCCUUAAGCAUAUCAAUAAGGAAAUUGAUAUCCCUGUCAUCAUCAUGUCUGUUGAUGGUUCUACGAGUGCUGUGAGGAAGGCUAUUACACAUGGGGCAUGUGAUUAUUGGACCAAGCCUUUCAGUGAGAACCAAUUCAAGAUUAUGUGGAAGCAUGUUGCUAUGAAAGCCUGGAAUGAAAGAAGCUACAAAAAAAAGAUUUUCUGA
This is a messenger RNA of Glycine soja, 569 nucleotides long. Its product is annotated as two-component response regulator ARR11-like. Lineage: Eukaryota; Viridiplantae; Streptophyta; Magnoliopsida; Fabales; Fabaceae. The record is from RefSeq and is a predicted model, not a curated record. Gene Ontology annotation, biological process: phosphorelay signal transduction system; cytokinin-activated signaling pathway. The coding region runs from base 135 to 569 and encodes 144 amino acids. The transcript has 3 exons.